Knipowitschia caucasica is the source of this 627-nucleotide messenger RNA. Lineage: Eukaryota; Metazoa; Chordata; Actinopteri; Gobiiformes; Gobiidae. The record is from the annotation of a GenBank genome assembly.
AUGACUCACGCGCCUGUGUACGUGUCCGCGCGCACUCAGCCAGAUCUCACUCAAUACGUAAUCAGACGCAAAAGAGACUUUGAUGAAGACUAUGAUGAAGACUCUGAUGAAGACUAUGAUGAAGACUAUGAUGAAGACUAUGAUGAAGACUCUGAUGAAGACUCUGAUGAAGACUCUGAUGAAGACUCUGAUGAAGACUAUGAUGAAGACUAUGAUGAAGACUCUGAUGAAGACUCUGAUGAAGACUCUGAUGAAGACUAUGAUGAAGACUAUGAUGAAGACUAUGAUGAAGACUAUGAUGAAGACUCUGAUGAAGACUAUGAUGAAGACUAUGAUGAAGACUCUGAUGAAGACUCUGAUGAAGACUCUGAUGAACACUAUGAUGAACACUAUGAUGAAGACUCUGAUGAACACUAUGAUGAAGACUCUGAUGAAGACUCUGAUGAAGACUCUGAUGAACACUAUGAUGAACACUAUGAUGAAGACUCUGAUGAACACUAUGAUGAAGACUCUGAUGAAGACUCUGAUGAAGACUCAGAGCUGAUACUCACAGACUGUAAACACGGUUCUCUCCGCUACAAACUCAUGGACCCGGGACAAAGGCGCAGUUCGCUGGAAACGCGGUGA